Triticum aestivum (bread wheat) is the source of this 1769-nucleotide messenger RNA. RefSeq lists its product as uncharacterized. NCBI's taxonomy places the organism in Eukaryota, Viridiplantae, Streptophyta, Magnoliopsida, Poales, Poaceae. The record is from RefSeq and is a predicted model, not a curated record. The coding region runs from base 634 to 1506 and encodes 290 amino acids. The transcript has a single exon. Gene Ontology annotation, biological process: shoot system development; root development.
CCUCAGAUGCUCAACUAAAGAUCAUUCCGGCAGUAAGGAAGAAACAAAAUAUAAUCAACUUUUUUGGAGAAAUUCAGUACGAACAAGGUUUUGCUUAUGUACAAUGUCACUAUAUAAAUAUAUAUUUACAUUGGAGAUUUUUUGAAGAUGAUUUACGGCACGAUUUUGCAAAAGUAAAAGAUCAUUAGAACAGGAAAAAUACAUUGCAAAUUUGUCGGUACAAUUACUUAAUAUGAAAUUGACAUACAAAACCCCAAAAGAAGGGGACAAUAUGUUGAACGAACAACAAGCAGACUAUCCUUGUACAGUGGAUCUUGCUCAAUGCCACCUAAACAUGCCAGCACCAAACAUCAAGGUUUGACAUUGUAAUUAGAACAGCUUUGCACUGACGAUGCAAGCAAAAACACAUAGAUAAAAGCUAUGCAUGUGCUUGCACCAGGAUCCAGCAUUAUUAUAAACCACCAAGAAGAUUCUUGCUGUUCAUCACUGAAACAUGACAACGUGACAUCUCAACGGGAAGAUAGCCAGCGCACCAGUGUAACGCGCUAAGAGUUAGACAGCUAUAAUGUUUUAAUCACUACACUGCUCCCAGAUCAAGAACCUUGAUCGGCAGCAUCUGGAAUACAAAAUUUCAUGAUUCCCUUUGUCUACCAUCGAAGCUAUGCUGCAUCACAUCCAUCCUCUGUAUAUAUAGGUCUCAAGACAAGACUAUACACACCAAGACAACACUUGAUCUUUCCUCCUCAAGUCCUCACUCCUUCCAACUCAAUACAGAGAUUAGUUUCCGAAGCAGAUAUGGCUUUUGCUCUAAGAUCAAUAAGCUUGCCUUCAAGGCAUCACACCACUGAGGCGGAAGUACAAGAAGAUCUGCACAGCCUAGAGACAAGUGUCUCUUCAUCCAUCACCAUCGAGACGAUGUGUGAUGGCCUGCGGAGGCUUGGAGACAUCUACAGUGCUGUUGAGGAGAUCAUCCAGUUGCCAAGCAACCAAGUCUGUUCCUCCCAGCAGAGGAAGAUAUUGGAUGGAGAGACGGAAUGUUCUCUCGAGCUUCUGGAUCUCUGCAACAACAUGCAAGAGAUCUUCGUUGAGCUCAAGGCCAUUAUCCAAGAGCUGCAAGUGGCUCUAAGAAAAGGAGAUGAUGCAACCAUCCAAGCCAAGAUCCAGUCUUACAUCAGACUGGUGAAGAAGGCUGGUAAACAAUUCAAGAAGACUACCAGGAAGGCGACUUCGGACAAGAUGGAUUGCGGAAUGGUCAGUCUAUUGAUCAACGCAAGGGAGAUGACUAUCUCUCUACUUGAGUCCGUGGUGCACCUUUUGUCCAAGCAAAUCGAAGUGCCUAAACAGUCCCUAGUUUCCAAGGCAUUUCACAAGAAAAAAGCUGUUGUUUGUGAGGAGCAAUUGCAGGACUUAGAGUGCAGUAUCAGGGAUCUUGAGAGUGGAGCAGGACACCUGUUCCGGAAAUUAAUCCAGAGCAGAGUUUCUCUCCUAAACAUACUUAGCUCAUAGAUCUCCAGGAGCCUUGUCACUCAUAUCAUGUUAUUGGCAUCCGAUUUUUGGAGGACUGGCCAAUCUCACAUUUUCCCCAGAUGUAUAUACAAUACAGAUGUAAAAAAACAACAGAAACAAAUCCCAAAUUUUGAUCUAUUUUGUGCCCGCAAUAUAUUUUUGUGAUGUCAUAAUAGUUUGGUUCAGAUCCUUAUUUGCCUGAUCUUGUUUUGCGUACAUGAUACAUGCCAGUUUGAAGUCAGAAAAAGCUUGUAUUUUUCAGA